AUGGAGCCCAGCUCCGAGAGCUCAGAGUUGCUGCGGAACGUGGCCUUGGCACUGCAAGGCUUGGGCUUCCAGGUGCGUGUGCUGGGCCCAACUGAUGGGCCGCUGCAGGAGUUGAGGAAGGUGGGCCUUGAGGCGCAGGUUUGCCAAGGUCUCCAGAACCUGGCACUGGGAAAGGAACAGCUGAGAGGGGAUGACAGCUUGCAGAGCCUGAUUUCGCUGAAGUGCCAUGUUGAUAGGACCCAAAUGUUCAUGGUCUUCGGUGACGUUUGGGCCUGGGCUAUCGCCAACCACCGAAAGGAUGACGCCGGCAAGUUGUUGUGGUUCUUGUUUCCACUGGAUCGCUGUAAGGGUCUGCAGCCUGAUGCUGUGACCCAGCGUGCUCUUGCCUUGGCGGAUCAUGUGGUUUUCCUUACUGCUGAAGAACGCUCGGCUUGGCAACAACCCAGUUCAUCCAAAUUCCAUCUCUUCCGACCAUUUCUGGAUGUUGAUAGACUCCAUGGUGACAACGUGUCCGGAAAAUUCACAGUGACCUUGGAGACUUGCUGUGAUGUUCUGCCAGACUACGGACAGAUUCAAAGCGCUCUUUCUGAAAGAUUUGGCGUCAACUGGUUGUUGGUCGUCCUUGCGACCUGCGGGAUCUCACUGGGCAAGUUCCCCAGGCAACAUGUCCUGUUGAUCAACGACAAGGACCUGUUUUAUCAACACAUGCGUGGCGCCAAUCUGUAUGUCAGCUUGGUCCCCUCCGGACCUUCCCUGAGCAUCGCCUACGCUUCCUCCCUUGGCAUCCCAAGCUUGGCCACCUCCCAUGAUCAGCUGCUGAGAAAUGGCGGGGAUGGCUACUUGCUGCCGCCACAAAUGUUGCCCCAAUUCUUGGCCAAGAUCACGACCUCGGAGCUUCGAAAUGUGGGCUUUUCCGCGCGAGAAUCCAGUCACCUCCGUUUCAGUCUGGCUGCGGGACAGACGAGGUUGGGCUUCUUGAUGGAUUCGCUGGAGGAGAAAACGCCGCGUGGGACGCGUAUCGCACUGUUUCUGCAGAUGCAUAAUGCUAGUUUGUGGUGGUCCUUGUCCUCCUGCAUCGAAAACGUCCUGUUGGCCGCGGCACCCGGCCGCAGCGUGGACCUCUUCGUCAUCACCACGUCCCAGGCCAACGCGGCGACGCUGCGGAGCCUUGCGGAGGGCCUGAGGAAAUUUGCAGCGCUGAGAUAUGUGGUGGUGGCCUUGGGAGCCAACAAAGGUGCAGACAUCGGCCUCUUCCUUCAGCAGUUGCUCCUCAACGUGGAUUUGCAAUUGGAGGUGGAUCUCGUCUUCAAACUGCACAGCAAGCGGAAGGAGCUCUGGCGCAGUCUGCUCGUGGACUCCUUGUGCGGCAGCGUAGAGGAGGUGAAGAGAAACGUGGAGGCCAUGGAGAGGAGCCCCAACAUCGGCAUCAUCGGACCCUCCAAGUUGACCUGGGGCCCGGAUUCGCAGUCCUUCAUUGAACUGAAACUGAAAAAGAAAGGCUUCAAUGAAGUGGCCUUGCGAGGGAUGAACACCACCUGGGCCGUGCUUGACACGGGUUCCAAGUUCCCAAGCAGGAAGUAUUGGAUCAUUUGCGCCGGCAGCUUCUUCUGGCUCCGGGCCUCCUUCAUCUCCUCCUGGCGUUCCACGAUCCUCCCCGCCAUCCCCCGACUCCUGGCCCUCUCCGGGAACUAUUCCACGGGCUGCGACAAGGCGAAUGUGACCAGCUGUUUGUUGGCCGUUGGCCUCGAAAGGGUGCUACCCACCUUGAUCAAAGCAUCAGGGGGCCGCGUGGUGGAAGCCGCAACGCUAAGAAGUCCCAAAUGA
Cladocopium goreaui is the source of this 1824-nucleotide messenger RNA. The record is from the annotation of a GenBank genome assembly. Lineage: Eukaryota; Dinophyceae; Suessiales; Symbiodiniaceae.